AUAUGAGGAUAUUGAAGUUAAUCAAAAUGUACAAGAUAGUUCAGCUUCAACCGACCAAGAUUUAUCUAAUCUAAAUUCGGAAAUAGAUGAAGCAACAACUUAUACUCCUUUAAAAAUCUUACAAACUAUUAAUGAAUAUAAUACUCGGUGGGGGUCUUCUUUGGCUUCUUGGAAACGCUUAAAAGAAUUAAAAGGUCCUAUACAACACGUUAUUUUUAAACUUUCAUUAGAAACUAGUAAAGAAGCAAAAAAAGAUUAUGAAAUAUUAAAAAAGCGAUUCUUAAAAUAUUGGGAAUGGGACCUGCUCGAUCAUUUAAUUGAUCUUUUUAAACCAAUUGAAGAAGCAACAGAGUGGCUUGGUGGCCAAAAGUACUGCACAUUAUCACUAAUAUAUCCUACUAUUCAAGCUUUAAAAUAUGAUUAUGUAGAGGAGACUGAGAAAACUGAUAGUAGUAUUAAUAGACCGAAUUUUACUAAAACUAUUAAUUUGGUCAAGAAUGCAAUUUAUGAUGCUCUUUAUAAUUAUUUUGAUUCUCCACCGAAUUCAGUUUUACUUGCAAGUAUUUUAGACCCUAGGUUCAAAAAAAUGAAAAGAUGGCCAGAAGAAGAAAAAGAAAGAACAAUCACUUUAUUAAGAUCAGAAUACACUCUUUUUAAAAAUGAUGAACUUCUAAAUAGAGAGUCUGGGAAUAAAAAUAGAUAUCAUUUUAAAGAGCCUAAAGAAAAAACAAUUAGCAAUUUUAAAUCACGUCUGUUUGAAGAAGAAGAAGAGGAGAUUAAUGAUGAUGAUGAAAUUGAUUGUUAUCUUUGA
Messenger RNA from Dentiscutata heterogama, 811 nucleotides. The record is from the annotation of a GenBank genome assembly. Lineage: Eukaryota; Fungi; Glomeromycota; Glomeromycetes; Diversisporales; Gigasporaceae.